Molecule: messenger RNA, 2225 nt
Organism: Eruca vesicaria subsp. sativa (arugula)
Lineage: Eukaryota; Viridiplantae; Streptophyta; Magnoliopsida; Brassicales; Brassicaceae
Source: the annotation of a GenBank genome assembly
GCUAUUCAUCCAUUUUCUCUCACUAAAAGUCUCCAUGUCCACCCAUAGGAUUUAACCUUGAAUGUGACUAAAGAACAGAGAGAGUGGAAGAAAAAGCGAGCUUGAGGAAGGGGGUUAAGCAGAUCUGCAUAAACACUCUCAGAUAGUGAUUUAGUUCCCGUAGAAUCUAUCGGCAACAACAGUGACGGCGGCGAGAAGCGGCAGUGUUGGCCGCGAAAAUAAUGCAAAACCAGCUAUGGUCUUUACCGCUAACGACUUAUCGAACUGGGAAAAUUUCCCCAAGGGACUAAGGGUUCUUCUCCUCGACGGCGGAGUAGACGGCAUAUCCGCCGCCGAGACCCAAUCAAAGCUCGAGUCCAUGGACUAUAUUGUCACUAUAUUCACUGACGAAUCUGAAGCUCUCUCCGCCGUUUUCAAAAGCCCGGAGAGCUUCCACAUUGCAAUCAUCGAGGUGAAUACGAGUGUCAAGGAUGAGAGUUUCAAGUUUCUUGAAGCUGCCAAAGGCCUUCUCCCUACUAUAAUGAUUUCGGACGACCAUUGCAUCACAACUACAAUGAAGUGCAUAGCGCUUGGUGCUGUUGAGUUCCUUCAAAAACCGCUCUCACCGGAGAAACUAAAGAAUAUUUGGCAGCAUGUCGUUCAUAAGGCAUUUAAUGAUGGAGGAGCUAGUGUUUCGGAAUUACUUAAGCCGGUUAAAGAUUCUGUUGUCUCGGUGAUUAAUCUCGAUACCAAUAUGACAAUCGAUGAGAAAGAUCCAGCACCAUCAACCCCUCAGCUAAGGCAAGUUUCACGGUUACUAGACCAAGAGAACAUAAAUUUCUCGGUGGAAAAUGUAAACUCCUCGACCGAGAAAGAGAACACGGAGGAUCAUGACACAGGUGAAUCCAAAUCAGUCGACAUUACAGAUCUUGAAGACAAUGUGCUUGUCAGAGAAGAGAAAGGAGAUGGUGAAAAGGAAGAAGGAGAAGGCCAAACCGGAGAACAUAAACAAGAAGAAGAUGAAACCGGAGAUUCAGUGAAUUUUCAUAGGAAAGUAGAUGAGACUAGUAAACCUAUUAAUAAAUCAUCCGGGACCAAGAACUUGUCUAGUAACAAAGCUAGUCGAAAGAAGGUGGAUUGGACAGAAGGGCUGCACAAGAAGUUUGUACAAGCGGUAGAGCAACUUGGAGCUCAAGCGAUACCUUCAAAGAUUCUUAAAUUGAUGAAAGUAAAUGGCUUAACUCGACAUAAUGUAGCUAGCCACCUUCAGAAAUUUCGGAAGCGUAGGAGGAAUAUUCUUCCAAAGGAUGAUCAUAACCAUAGAUUUAUCCAACGGCAAUAUAACGGUUUUCAGCAACAACACCGCCCUGUAAUGGCUUAUCCCGUUUGGGGUCCUCCCGGUGUUCAUCCGCCUGGAGCAGUUUCACCUAUGUGGCCGCCAGCAUUCCCAUCCGCCGUUCAACUACCUCCAUGGCAUUAUAAACCACCUUAUCCAACGUUGAAUGGUAAUACUUGGGGUUAUCCGGUUGGACCACCGGUAACCGGAACAUUCAUUUCUACCCCGAUAACAGGAACAUUCAGUACUCCUCCGGCGACUCAGCUGGACGAGGAAAUGAUUGAUCAAGUAAUUAUAGAAGGGAUUAGCAAACCGUGGAUGCCGCCACCGCUGAGAUUAAAACGGCCGCCAGCCGAGAGCCUUUUAACUGAGCUUUCGCGUCUAGGCAUCUUGGCCGUUCCUUCUUCCUCUUGCCUAAUCAACGGCUCUCAUUGUCUAUGCUGACGUGUCCACAAAGCGGGACCCAUGAAAAUCAGGUGGGAUGACAUCAUGUGUGGCGUCCUUCUCCGUAUCUGACGAUACGAAGCGGGAACUGAUGAUUUUGGAGAGAGCGAGAGUUCAACUGUGUUUUAUUUUGUCAUCAAAUAUUUGGUUUUAUUAUUUUGUCAGCAAAUAUUUGGUUUUAGUAUAAACUUAUAAUUAUUAUCAAGAUGAAUCGGACGGCCGAAAAUGUCGGCCACGACGAUCGUUCGAGGACCACAAAAAGAACUCUGCGGCUGGAAAUACAUCCCGGACACGGGACUCUGAGUAGUUAGGGCAUCAUUAUUGGUGGGACAAAAAGAAAGUCCUUAGAUUAUUUUUAUAUUAUUUGUAUGUUUAGGACUUUGUUAAGGACAUUUGUUAAACGUGUAGAUUAUUGGUAGGACUUUUGUAGUUUCUUAUUUAAAAACAUGAAACAUUAAGAUUGAAA